AUGCGGACGUCGCUCGCGCUCGAAGUCGCCCCAGCGCACGAGGGGGUCGUUUCGAUCGCCUAUGUGCAGAGCGAGUGCACGGCAGGUGCGCUCCGGGCACUUCCAGACUGGGUACGCACCCAGGCCUACCAGCUCCUCCUGGGCUACCUGCCGCUGGCCAAGGCGAGCUGGCUCGCGACGCUCCGCCGGCGCCGCAGCGAGUACUUUCGCUUCCUGUCGGACCUGGCUAUAGACAGAUUUGUGCCCGGGGAACGUGCGCCGGACAAGGUGCUCGACCAGGUGUACAAAGACCUCUUUCGGGCAUCGGAAGCCGACCCCGACUUUUACGACUGCCGCGCGCCGUGGCCCAAGGCAUCGGUGCGGCAUGAGCUGCUCGACCGGCUCGAGACGAUCAACCGCGACUUUGCCUACUCUGCGCAGCGCGAUCGGCCGCCACACGGCGAGCGGUUCGUCGAUCGACAGUGGCAUGCGAUGCUCCGCAUUCUCUACCUCUAUGCGAUGCUCAAUCCAUCGGUGGGGUACGUACAGGGGAUGCACGAGAUUUUGCAUGUCCUCCUGCGCGCAUUCUUUGCGACGCGCGAUACGCCCCUCAAGGAUGCGCCGGACGACUGGGCCGAAGUGCUCGCGAUCGGCAACACGGUCGAGGCGGAGGCCGAUGCGUUCUGGUGCUUCUCGCUGCUAAUCGGCGAGCUGCGCGAGGUGUACGACUUUGGUCACGGCGAUGCGACGACACUCGCGGCGAUGCGCGACCUCGCCGAGCCGCUCCGCGCCGGCGCACGUAUGCCGGACAAUGGCAUGGCGCACGCACUGCACCGCUUCUCGGCGCAGCUCGCCGCCCAAGAUCCUACGCUGGCCACGGCACUCCGCGACACGGGCCUCGACCCACGCCUGCCGUACUACUCGCUGCGCUACCUCGUGUGCCUCUACGCCGCCGAGUUUCCGUGGCCUGCCGUGCUCCAGAUUUGGGACGUGCUCCUGGCCCAAGGCUCGCUCGACGCCGCCCCCAGCCCGAUCGAGGGGCCGGCGCCGAACGAAAAGAUUGCCUUCUUGGUGGACGUCGGCUGUGCCAUGCUGAUGCAUGUGCGUGGGCGCCUCCUCGACCCGCCUGUCCAAGUCCCAUCGCCCCGCCGCUUUGCGCCGCGCAUCCCCGGGGGAUUCGACACGCCCCAGUCCGAGACGCCCCCGGACGCUUUCCAGCAGACACUCGGCGUGCUGCAGCAAUACCCCGAGCAGGACGUCGCGCCGAUCCUUGCCGCCGCCUUGACGUUGAAUGCACGCCGUAAGGCCGAACAGCCGCUGCCGCGCAAUGCCGACGCACGCCGCGCGCCGGUGGGCGAACCGCGGCGGCCGCAGCGCAACACGUCGCUGCAGGAGCGCCUCGCGGCGACGGUCCAGCGCUCGCUCAAUGCGCCGGUGCGCUCCGCGACGUGGGCCCCGGAAAGCGCGCCAAUGCGCCGUGGAUCGAGUGCAUCGGAGCGCGCGCGUCCGUCGCUGGACCGCGACGCGCCCCACACACCGACCAAGCGCUUGCCGCCCAUCGACACGGACGCUUCGCCUACGACACCCCUCUCGUCUGGUCGCGCGCUCUUCAAAAGGUACACCGAGGCGCUGCAGGACAGCAACACGGCCGCGUCCGUGUCCAAGGCGAGUACGAACCUCGCGGCCAAGGCACUGGCAUGGCGCGCGGCCCGCGACGAGCCUUCGUCGCCGACGCACGCCGCGCCGCGGUCCGCGCCGCCGACCGACGCGCCGCUUCUCCCGGUCCCGACCGUGGUCGAUUCGCCAAACGACCGCGACGCAUACCGCUCCAUCGCCCGCACCCGCGCGGGCCUCGCGUCGGUGCAUACACCGGAAAGUGCGCAUCGCCGGCGCUUCGAUCCUUUGGCGCCAUCGCCAGCAACGUCCGAAGACGACUCGUUCACCCAGUCCCUUUCAAGCCCUUCCCACCUCUCUUUGCCCAGCAUGCGCGCCGCUGCAAAGAUGGGCCUCUUGACGACACCCCCAACAAGCGACUCGUCGGUCGUCACGCCACUCGCUACAGGCGACACGCCGCCGGGCGCCUCGAACCUUUCGCGCCGCAUCCCGUCGGGCCAGCGCCGCAGCCCGCGCAUAGUCUCGGGCGAAUCGCGCAUGCGCAGGUCGCACAACGCGAGCCCACGGACCAGCGACCCGGUGCCGGCGGCGACGAUGCCUAUGCUCGGGCCGGUCGAGCCCACGCCAGAAGGGGGGCACACGGCCGAGCACCUCGACCAGCUCCUCGCAGAGCUCAAAACGAACGAAUGGGUGAAGGAUUAG
This is a messenger RNA of Malassezia japonica, 2295 nucleotides long. RefSeq lists its product as uncharacterized. Bases 1 to 2295 code for a protein of 764 amino acids. NCBI's taxonomy places the organism in Eukaryota, Fungi, Basidiomycota, Malasseziomycetes, Malasseziales, Malasseziaceae. Gene Ontology annotation, biological process: activation of GTPase activity; intracellular protein transport. The transcript has a single exon. Gene Ontology annotation, molecular function: GTPase activator activity. The record is from RefSeq and is a predicted model, not a curated record.